Colletotrichum navitas is the source of this 504-nucleotide messenger RNA. RefSeq names its product ubiquitin-conjugating enzyme. The coding region runs from base 1 to 504 and encodes 167 amino acids. The transcript is spliced from 2 exons. NCBI's taxonomy places the organism in Eukaryota, Fungi, Ascomycota, Sordariomycetes, Glomerellales, Glomerellaceae. The record is from RefSeq and is a predicted model, not a curated record.
AUGGCCAGCAAGCGCAUCGCAAAGGAGCUCACCGAGAUCACCGCCUCCCCUCCCGAGGGCAUGGCCGUCUCCCUCGCCCGCGACGCCGACCUGCACACCUGGCACGUUACCAUCGCCGGCCCCGAAAACAGCCCCUACGCCGGCGGCCUCUUUGCCGUCAUCGUCGACCUGCCCCGGGACUACCCCUUCAAGGCCCCCGUCGUCAAGUUCGCCACCCGCAUCUACCACCCCAACAUCACGAAUGACGCCGCCGGCAACAUCUGCAUGGGCAUGCUCAAGUCCGAGAAUUGGAAGCCCGCCACCAAGCUGGCCGCUGUGCUCGAGGCCCUCCGCAGCCUCCUCGCCGAGCCCCAGCCCGACGACCCCCUCGAGGCCCGCAUUGCCGAUGAGUACAAGAACAACCGCCCCGAGUUCGAGAAGCAGGCCAAGCAGUAUGUCACCCGCUACGCAUCUGGAACACCCAACUUUUCCGUCGCCGAGCCCGCUGCCACCGGCACCAAAUGA